GCCCUUCCAAUGCUAUAUAUUGCCCAAUAACCUUCAAAGUCUUCAAACUUCAAGAGUCGAUCCAAUUUCAAAGAAAGAAAAAAAAAAUAGAAAAUGGCAUGCUGGUCACCUGAAAGUGCAACCAAAGCCUAUCUCAAAGCAAUAAAAAUGGGAAAGAGUGCUAAAGAGCCAGAUGUAUCAGAAUUCAUCUCAGCACUUGUUGCUGGAAACAAUGCACAACUGAUGGUCGUGGCGUGUGCUGGUGCAGCCGAUUCCACCACACUAGCCCUUGUGGCUGCAGCUCAGCAAACUGGUGGUAGAGUCGUUUGCAUUCUCCGUGAAUUCGAUAAAUUAAAUCCAUCAAUUGAAUUUCUACAACAUAACGCUAUGCACGUUGAAUUUGUAAUUGGAGAUGCCAAAACUCUACUAGUUAACGAUUACAGAAGAGCAGAUUGUGUAGCAAUUGAUUGCAACAUUAACAACUUUGAACCUAUUUUUAAAACAGCACGAAGAAUUGGGGGAAGUACUGCCAUUGUUUUAGGGUACAACGCGUUGCAAAUGGGAUCGUGGAGAUGUGCAAGCUUUAAUGCGCAUUUGUUACCCAUAGGAGAGAGUGGUUUGUUGAUGACUAGAAUGACACGAAAAGGCAGUGAUUUGGGCGUUUCGGAGAAAAAGAGUCGUUGGAUCGUUAAAGUGGAUCAAUGUACAGGGGAAGAACAUGUAUUCAGGGUCAGAUCUCCACAUGGAAAAUCACUUGAGGCAUAGGUUUUGAUUUAGUGCUAUUUGAUAUAUAGAUUGUAGAGUAUACACUAUAAUAUUUUUCCAGUAUCUGAAAUAAUAAGCAGACAUUAGCAGGCUAUGCAUUUUGAUCCAGAGAUUUAAUCGUGUUAUAGUAGACUCACAAGUUAGCUGUUGAGGUUGAAUAUACCUUUACAUGACAUUUGAGCCAGAUUUAUACCUGUUUGGGCUCCUGGUCGAUCAGAUUUACUCAUUCUCCAUUUAAAUGCUGUCAAGCCUAAUCAAUGACAUUGGAUUAUGAAAUGAAGCAAAUAUAAUUUCAUCUUUAAA
Molecule: messenger RNA, 1047 nt
Organism: Solanum lycopersicum (tomato)
Lineage: Eukaryota; Viridiplantae; Streptophyta; Magnoliopsida; Solanales; Solanaceae
Source: RefSeq, a predicted model, not a curated record